AUGGUAAAUUUAUUUCUUAAACGACUUGGAGAAUUUAAUAUUGAUGAAAUAACUAAUAAUACACAUGAAAAACUUUCUCAAUGGCGUGAUAAUUGUUAUAAAAAAGUCGAUGAAAUUUAUCAACAAAAAAUGGAGGAACUCAAUGUUUGUAUUAAUGGAAUCAAAAGCAAAUAUGAAGAAAAAAAAACAAAUAUACAAACAAAUAUACAUCAACUUAAUGAUCAAAAUAAAACGAAUAAAGAAAAUACUGAUUUAAUACAAACAAUAAUUCAAUCUAUUGAACAAGAUUUAAAUGAUAUUGAACAAAUGUCUAUUAAAAUUAAUGUUCGAUCAUUAACUAUAGAUGAUAGUUAUGUUCAUAUUGAAAAAGAAUUUAAUUUUAAAAAUCUUUCACUGGAUUAUUUGAAAUUUCAUUAUUCAAAUGAUAGUUCAUCAGCUUUAGCAAGUAAUGAACAAUUUUUAUUAAUGCAUCAAUAUCCAUAUUUAUGUUUAAUUGAUCGAGAUUCUAAAAUAGUAAAACAAAAUGUUUGGUCUGAUGGUUGGAUUCGUGAUAUAUGUUGGUCAAAAACAUUGAACUGUUUUAUUAUACUAACAAAAAGCGAUAUUUAUUUAGUUAAUGAAAUUUUGCAAUAUUCCCAUCCAUUAAAAGAUUUUGUUAAACAAGUUUGGUUUUCUUGUACGUGUUCAGAUCAAUCUCUUUAUCUAUCAACAUGUGAAUGGGGUUCAUCAAUAUUUGAAUUUGAUCUUUCAUCUUCAUUGGAAUUAAUUAAUCAAUGGAAACCUCCAUUAACAUGUGAAAAAUGUGAUGGUAUUAAUGAUAUUAAAUAUAACAAUGAAACACUUGCUUUAAUGAUUAAUGAUGCAGUAAAACACCAAAAACGUAUGGAAUUAAAAUCAACAAAAACAUUUAAUACAAUUUGGUUACUUCCAUUGAGUAUUGGAACUGAUAUUCGUUUAUUUACUUGUUGUCCAAUUAAUUAUAAUGAAUGGCUUGUUAUUGAUGGGACUAAUUCACAUCUUUAUCAUAUAACAAAAGAUGGAAAAUUUAAAAAUAACGUUAUUUAUAAUUCAAUACCUUAUCGAGCAAAUCUAGUUUAUUCAAAUAUAUUAGCCAUAUCAACUGAAGAUCAUUUACAUUUACAUCGAUUUUUAAUUUAG
Rotaria sordida is the source of this 1158-nucleotide messenger RNA. The record is from the annotation of a GenBank genome assembly. Lineage: Eukaryota; Metazoa; Rotifera; Eurotatoria; Philodinida; Philodinidae.